UUCAGGUAUGGCUGCUUUUACGUUCUCCCUGUAGUUACUCCCUUUACAAUCGGCCGCCAUCCGGGCAGUUGGGGGAGUCGGGACCUCUCAGUCCCAGUCUUUUGAGCUGGCGUGGGGGUAAGGGCUCCGGAGGAAGGCUGGCGGUGAGCAAGUCCCCGGCGUUUAGCUUCAGACACUCGUCGAUCGGGACCUCUCCUCCGGAGCCGUGAGCUCACCGCCCGGCAUUCACAAUGGUCCAGCGUUUGACAUACCGUCGGAGGCUGUCCUACAAUACAGCCUCUAACAAAACUAGGCUGUCCCGAACCCCUGGUAAUAGAAUUGUUUACCUUUAUACCAAGAAGGUUGGGAAAGCACCAAAAUCUGCAUGUGGCGUGUGCCCAGGCCGACUUCGUGGAGUUCGUGCUGUGAGACCUAAAGUUCUCAUGAGGUUGUCUAAAACGAAAAAACAUGUCAGCAGGGCCUAUGGUGGAUCCAUGUGUGCUAAAUGUGUCCGUGACAGGAUCAAGCGUGCAUUCCUUAUUGAGGAGCAGAAAAUCGUUGUCAAAGUAUUGAAGGCACAAGCACAGAGUCAGAAAGCUAAAUGAAAAAAUGAAGCUUUUUUGAGUAAUAAAAGCAAUUUAAAAAUUCA
Miniopterus natalensis is the source of this 628-nucleotide messenger RNA. It is a transcript of the gene RPL34, whose product is annotated as ribosomal protein L34. Gene Ontology annotation, molecular function: structural constituent of ribosome. Gene Ontology annotation, cellular component: ribosome. Gene Ontology annotation, biological process: translation. The record is from RefSeq and is a predicted model, not a curated record. NCBI's taxonomy places the organism in Eukaryota, Metazoa, Chordata, Mammalia, Chiroptera, Miniopteridae.